AUGGAUAUCAAUACUGACAAUAUGCUCAAGGUCGAGAAGUUGUUCUCAGUGUCCUCCACAUAUAACACUCUAAUUUUUAUUUCCAUCUUGGUUAUCCUCCUCCGUGUUCUCAGCUCCUCUGGCCCGCCGAAGAAUAUACCUCUCAUAAAUGGAGCGAAAUUCUAUGAGCUUACCGACCUUUUAGCCAGAUGGCGAUUCUCAGUAAAGGGACGAAAGCUUGUCAAAACUGAUCUUGCCAAAGCUAACAUCUUUGGUAUUAUAACGGAUACCGGCUACCAAGUUGUCCUCCAUCCUAAAUUUGCUCACGAAAUACGUGACAAUCCGAUUCUCAAUCCCCGAAAAGCGUUCGCGAACUUGAUGCACCUAGACAUACCUGGUUUCGAAGCGACAAAAGAAUUCGUUAGAGAGGAUGGCUUGUUCCAGAAUGCGGUGCGCACCAAGUUACUGAAGAUGUUAUUUCCUAGUGUCCUACGGAAACCGGUGGCGCAAAUAUUGCCUUCUUGCCGCCGGCUACGCAAAUAUUUACGUGACAGCACGAGGAUCGUGGAAUCCAUCAUUCACGAACGACAGAUAGCGAAGACAAAGGCUCUCAGACAGGGAAAGAUACCGAGAAAAUACUUCGACGCGAUCGAAUGUUUCGAGGAGGCCAUGUGCGGGGAGGUCUAUAAUCCUGUUCACACCCAAUUGACGCUCAGUUUCGUUGCGAUCCAUACGACUUCUGACAUGCUGAUACAAGUGCUUUAUGACCUGGCCGAACGUGAAGAGUUGAUACACGCUCUGAGAGAAGAAAUAAAGGCUGUUCUUCCGCAGGGGUGGAAUAAAUUCACGGUGACUCACCUAAAAUUGAUGGACAGUGUUUUGAAGGAAAGUCAGAGGCUGAAACCCCUUGGUUUUGUUUCAAUGCGCCGUGUUGCAGAAGAGCCCCUCCUUCUAUCCGACGGCACCGUGAUCCCUGAGGGAUCCAGCAUACUGGUAUCCUCCGAAAGACAAUGGGACGAGGCUUACUAUCCAGACCCCAAAACAUUUGACCCAUAUCGGUUUCUCAAACUACGCGAAUCACCUGGCCACAAAGCAUCAGCGCAGCUCGAAACAACUUCCCCAGACAACUUAUCCUAG
Aspergillus affinis is the source of this 1116-nucleotide messenger RNA. RefSeq names its product cytochrome P450. The record is from RefSeq and is a predicted model, not a curated record. Gene Ontology annotation, molecular function: iron ion binding; oxidoreductase activity, acting on paired donors, with incorporation or reduction of molecular oxygen; heme binding. The transcript is spliced from 4 exons. Lineage: Eukaryota; Fungi; Ascomycota; Eurotiomycetes; Eurotiales; Aspergillaceae. Bases 1 to 1116 code for a protein of 371 amino acids.